This is a messenger RNA of Myripristis murdjan (pinecone soldierfish), 4121 nucleotides long. RefSeq names its product tubulin folding cofactor D (gene tbcd). The record is from RefSeq and is a predicted model, not a curated record. Lineage: Eukaryota; Metazoa; Chordata; Actinopteri; Holocentriformes; Holocentridae. Bases 306 to 3887 code for a protein of 1193 amino acids. Gene Ontology annotation, biological process: post-chaperonin tubulin folding pathway; bicellular tight junction assembly; tubulin complex assembly. Gene Ontology annotation, molecular function: GTPase activator activity; beta-tubulin binding. The transcript is spliced from 39 exons. Gene Ontology annotation, cellular component: lateral plasma membrane.
GGGUGCAAACACACUAGUGAGGGAUGCCAGCGGCUUUGCUCCGGUUUGGAAAGUAAAAACAAUGUCGUAGAGUAGUCAUCUUCACGUGAACAUGUCAUUCGCCUUGUUUAACCAAAGCCGCAUAUUCUAUGUUUUAUGAAAUCUGUCGUUUUGUCUAGUUGUGGCUGAAUCCACACCACACCCACACUCAUUUUAUUCGCCACUUACCAUCAUCUACUACAGCUAGCUUCUGGAUGCUACACUCCCUGGCUGCAUAAACCUCAGAGGCAACCAAGACAACUUGAAUAGGUUUGAAAUUCAGCAGCAUGGCCCUGGCGGACACAGAGAAUGGGAGUAACGGUGGAGGAGGUGACUCCGAGGCCAUAGCCAUAGCCAGCGUGUUGGGGGGCUUCAGUGAGAGCGCCGAGAUAAGAGCUCUGAUCGCCAGCCUGCCGGAGGUCCACGGGGACCUGGUGACCCGGGAGUCUGCCACACAGAGGUUCCUGGUUAUAAUGAACAGAUAUCAGGAGCAGCCUCAUCUGCUGGAUCCACAUCUAGAAUGGAUGCUGAACAUGAUCCUCGACUUAGUAAGGAAUGAGAAGUCUCCACCUUUGCUGGUUCAUCUGGGCUUCAAGUUUCUCUACAUCAUCUCAAAGGUGAGAGGCUAUAAAGCCUUCAUGCAGCUUUUUCCUCAUGAGGUGGCUGAUGUCCAGCCAGUGUUGGACCUGCUGUCCAGGCAGGAUCCCAAAGACACUGAGAUUUGGGAAACCCGUUACAUGCUGCUGCUGUGGCUCUCUAUGACCUGCCUCAUACCCUUCGACCUUUCACGUCUGGACGGGCAUCUGGAGUCAGAUGGGGGCCAGGCCAGAGAGCCCAUCAUGGACCGCAUCCUCAGUAUUGCUAAGUCUUAUUUAACUGUCAGUGACAGCUCCAGGGAUGCUGCAUCUGUAUUGGUGUCCAAAUUUAUGACACGCCCUGAUGUGAAACAGAAGCGCCUGGGAGACUUCUUGGACUGGAGCCUCACCACCAUAUCCCAUAGCAAUGACCAGUCCGUGGCAGACAUAGUAGUGCUGGAUGGUGCUCUGCAGUCUCUGGCACAGCUUUUCAAACAUGGAAAACGAGAAGACUUAUUACAGUAUGCUCCUACAGUUCUGCAGUGUCUGGAACAGAAGCGUAUAUCAGAGAGCAGCCAGGCCAUGCUGAGGAAGCUGGGUGUCAAACUGAUCCAGAGGCUCGGCCUCACCUUCUUGAAGCCACGUUUGGCCAAGUGGAGGUACCAAAGAGGAAGCCGCUCUCUAGCAGCCAACCUUGCUGCGUCCCAGCCUGCUGUAACCGUUGCAGCUGUGACUCCUGAAGUGGAGAUGCAGGAGCAGGAGGAAGACUAUGACAUUCCUGAGGAAGUGGAGAACAUUAUUGAGCAUCUGCUGGUGGGACUGAAAGACAAGGAAACAAUUGUGCGCUGGUCUGCAGCCAAGGGCAUUGGGAGAGUGACUGGGAGGCUUCCCAAGGAGCUGGCAGAUGAGGUGGUUGGAUCAGUGCUGGAUUGCUUCAGCUUCCAGGAAACAGACAACACUUGGCAUGGUGGCUGCCUGGCGCUGGCAGAACUGGGCAGGAGAGGCUUGCUGCUGCCUUCCAGACUGCCAGAUGUUGUGCCACUCAUUCUGAAGUCCCUGAUCUAUGAGGAGAAAAGAGGUGCAUGCAGUGUGGGCUCGAACGUGCGUGAUGCUGCCUGCUACAUUUGCUGGUCCUUUGCCAGGGCCUAUGAACCUGCAGAGCUCAAGCCGUUUGUCACUCAGAUUGCCAGUGCCUUGCUGAUCACAGCUGUGUUCGAUCGAAACGUCAACUGCCGAAGAGCUGCGUCAGCUGCUUUCCAGGAGAAUGUUGGCAGACAGGGCACUUUUCCUCAUGGUAUUGACAUCCUGACCGCAGCAGACUACUUUGCGGUUGGGAAUCUGAACAACUGUUAUCUGACAAUUAGUGUCUACAUUGCUAGUUUCCCAGAGUACACCAAUGCCAUGAUAGACCAUUUGGUAUCCAUGAAGAUCAACCACUGGGAUGGGGUAAUCCGAGAACUUGCCACCAAAGCACUUCACAACCUGACGCCUCAAGCGCCUGAUUAUAUGGCAGCCACGGUUUUGCCCCAGCUGUUGCCCAUGGCGGUGGGUAUCGACCUCCACGGUCGCCAUGGAGCCAUCCUGGCAUGUGCAGAGAUCACACAUGCCCUGUCCAAGCUGGGCACUCAGAGCAACAGGCCCCUGGUGGACCUGAUCUCCUCAGAAUGUGUGGAUGGCUUAAAAAACCUUCACCAGCUGCUACUUGACAGAAAGCAGUACAGGGGUUUUGGUGGAGAGCUGAUGAGGCCAGCAAUGUGCUCUCUGAUUGAAAAGAUGUCUCUAUCUAAAAUGCCUUUCAAGGACGACCCUGUGAUUACUGGCUGGCAGUGGCUAAUAGAUGACACUCUGAAAAGUCUGCAUCUUAUGUCUACUGGAGUGAGGGAUGACAUCAAGGAUGCAGCGGUGUCAGCCUUGGCUGCCUUGUGUGAGGAAUACUACCAGACCCAACCAGGCCACGCCAACUCUCAAAUGCAGGACAUCUUAAUAUCCCAGUACGUUGCGGGGUUGAAGAGUCCAGAGAUGCUGACUCGUUGUGGAUCUGCUCUCGCUCUGGGCUGUCUGCCAAGAUUUCUGAUCCACGAGAAGCUGCAGCAGAUCCUGGAGGGCCUUCAGCAGGCACGCAGUGUCACCCAAAAAGAGGAGAGUUUUGCGGAGGCCAGGAGAGAUGCAGUCAAAGCCCUGGCUCAAGUGUGUGUGAAGGCGGGUGCUUGCUCCAGCGGGUCACCAGACUCGGUCCUGUGCUCGGAGAAUGUAACCGAGGUGUUCGGCGCCCUGCUCGACAGCAUGAACGACUAUACCACAGACAGCAGAGGGGAUGUUGGGGCCUGGGUUAGAGAAGCAGCAAUGAGCAGUCUGAUGGAUGUGACUCUGCUGGUGGUCAGCAGCGCUCCAGAGCUCCUUUCCCCAGACCUGGUGAAGCGUAUGAUGUGCUGCCUGGCCCAGCAGGCGGCCGAGAAGAUCGACCGCUACAGAGCCCACGCCGGCAGCGUCUUGCUGUGUCUCCUCCACAGCACCGAGCCUGCAGUGCCUCAUAUCCCCCACCGACAGGAGCUGCUCAGCAUUUUUCCUGUCGAGGCGACAGCAAGUCUGAACUGGAAUGCUCCGUCCCAAGCCUUCCCCUAUAUAACUCAGCUGUUGAGACUUCCUCAGUACCAGUACCACACCCUGCUGGGCCUCACUGUGUCUGUGGGAGGGAUCACCGAGUCCACAGUGCAUUUUUCUUCCCAGUCACUGUUUGGCUACCUGAAAGGCAUCCAGCAGAACAGCGCCGCUCUUGGACAGUUUGGAGAUACACUGCUGAGCAUCCUCAAAGAUAAUCUCCAUAAUGACAGGGUGUCUGUUCCUUUCCUGAAGAUGCUGGAUCAGUUGCUCGCUAACAGCUGCUUUGAAAUCUUCACCACACAAGAGAAUCACCAGUUCUGUGUGGACCUGUUGGCUCUGUGCAAAGAGGUGAAGAAGUCGAAGGACAUAACCAAGCUACGCUCCUGUUCAGCUGUGUUUUGUGGGCUGAUGCAGUUUCAAGGCGAUGUGAGGAAGAAGGUUCUGUCCCAGCUCAUGAUGCUGCUCUGCCAUUCCUUCCCUGUGAUCAGGAAGACCACAGCCGGCCAGAUGUACGAGAUGCUGCUGACCUACGAUGAUGUCAUUGACCCAGAGGUGGUGGAUGAUGUCAUGACCCUGCUGAGUGAUACGAACUGGGAAAGCGAUAUCGCCACGGUACGAACCCACAGGAAUCAGCUUUGUGAUUGGCUGGGAGUCCCCAGGCCGCAGGUGGUUACCAAGAAGCCUGUCGAGUAGGUGUGCGGCUCCUGAUCGUCGGGGACUGUAAAACUCAACCGCGACUGAUCCAGCUGCAACAACAUCCUGAGAGCUACAGGAGUGGACUGUGAUCACAGCCUCUCUGAAGCUGCCCCAUAUCCCUUCGUCUGGCCUGACUGCAGUACGUGGAACACUGAAAUGUGGAUUAAUCAAAUCUUGCUCUGCCAAUUAAAAUCACACAUGUUCUGACAAUAAAUGGACAAAAACAAAAGU